AUGGAAGCAACAUGUGCUGUAGUGCCCUCUGUACAGGAAAUAGCAAAGGAGACAUUGACUAGAGUUCCAGAACGUUAUAUUCGACCACAACAUGAACGUCCAACAUUAUCUACCAAUUUUCCUUUACCCCAAGUUCCUGUCAUUGACUUUAGCAAAUUGUUGUCCCAACAUCUCAAGGGACCUGAAUUGGAGAAGUUACACUAUGCCUGCAAAGAAUGGGGUUUCUUUCAGCUGAUUAAUCAUGGAGUCAGCACUUCAUUGGUGGAAAGUGUGAAGACAGGUGCUCAAGAAUUCUUCAAUCUUCCAAUGGAAGAGAAGAAGAAGUUUGGGCAGAGAGAAGGAGAUGUGGAGGGAUAUGGUCAGGCCUUUGUAGUCUCUGAUGAACAGAAAUUAGAUUGGGCAGAUAUGUUUUUCAUGUUCACUUUACCAUCACACAAAAGGAAACCCCACUUGUUUCCCAACAUUCCCUUGCCUUUCAGAGGUGAUUUGGAGGCAUAUUCUGCAGAAUUGAGAAACCUAGCGAUACAGAUCCUUGAUCUUAUGGCAAAUACCCUUGAAGUAGAUCCCAUGGAAAUAAGAGAGUUAUUUGGUGAAGCGGAGCAAUCACUGAGGAUGAAUUAUUAUCCACCAUGUCCCCAACCAGAGCUUGUGAUAGGACUCAAUCCUCAUUCUGAUGGUGGUGGCCUAACUAUUCUUCUCCAAGCCAAUGAAGUGGAAGGUCUUCAAAUAAAAAAAGAUGGACUGUGGAUUCCUGUUAAACCCCUCCCUAAUGCUUUUAUCGUCAACCUUGGAGACAUGUUGGAGAUUAUGACAAACGGAAUUUACCCAAGCAUCGAACACCGAGCAACAGUUAACUCGGAGAAGGAGAGGCUUUCCAUAGCCACAUUUUACAACCCUGAUAUUAAUGCAAUUAUUGGUCCAGCGCCAAGCCUUGUAACUCCAAAAUCACCAGCAGUGUUCAAAAGAAUUAGUACAGGAGAAUACUUCAAAGGAUACCUUGCACAAGAACUCCGUGGGAAAUCAUUCCUUGAUAGCAUUAGGAUUUCAGCUGAAAAUGAGAAAAGCUCUAAAGUUGGAACUAUGGAAGCAAGAUCUGUUCUGGUUCCAUCUGUCCAAGAGCUAGCAAAGGAGCCAUUGACCAGUGUUCCAGAACGAUAUGUUCGUACAUAUCACGAUCUUCCAAUAGUAUCUAACACUGCGUCUUUACCCCAAGUUCCAGUCAUUGACUUAAGCAAAUUGUUGUCCCAAAAUCUCAAAGGACCUGAACUAGAGAAGUUACACUAUGCCUGCAAAGAAUGGGGUUUCUUUCAGCUGGUUAAUCAUGGAGUGAGUACUUCAUUGGUGGAAAAUGUGAAAACAGGUGCUAAACAAUUCUUUGAUCUUCCUAUGGAAGAAAAGAAGAAGUUUUGGCAGAGAGAAGGAGACAUGCAGGGAUUUGGUCAGUCCUUUAUUUUCUCUGAGGAACAGAAACUAGAUUGGGCAGAUAUUUUUUACAUGAUGACACUUCCAUCUUACAUAAGGAAACCUCAUUUAUUUCCCAACAUCCCCCAACCAUUCAGAGAUGAUUUAGACACCUAUUCUGCAGAAUUGGAAAACCUCGCCAUCAAAAUCCUCGACCUGAUGGCAAAGGCUCUUGCAAUAGACCCCAAUGAAAUUAUAGAGCUAUUUAAGGAAGGAACUCAAGUAAUAAGGAUGAAUUAUUAUCCACCGUGCCCACAACCCGAGCUUGCCAUUGGCUUAAAUACUCAUUCUGAUGCUUCUGGCCUCACCAUCCUUCUCCAAGUCAAUGAUAUACAAGGCCUUCAAAUAAGAAAAGAUGGAAUGUGGAUUCCUAUUCAACCUCUCCCUAAUGCUUUCAUCAUCAACAUAGGAGACACUUUAGAGAUGAUAACAAAUGGGAUUUACCCGAGCAUUGAACAUCGAGCAACAGUUAACUCAGAGAAGGAGAGGAUUUCCAUUGCUACCUUUUAUGGCCCUAACAGCCAUGCAACUAUAAGUCCAGCACCAAGCCUUGUUACUCCAGAAAGACCAGCACAGUUUAGAAGUAUUAGUGUUGCGGAACACUUUAAAGGGUACUUUUCACGAGAACACCAUGGUAAAUCAUACCUUGAUGAAAUGAGCAUCCAAAAUGAGAAUGCUAAAAUCAGUUAGAAAAUGUGUUGUAAACACAACAAUAAAGCAUAUGGUGCUAAAGCUUCU
Gastrolobium bilobum is the source of this 2199-nucleotide messenger RNA. RefSeq names its product oxoglutarate-dependent flavonoid 7-O-demethylase 1-like. NCBI's taxonomy places the organism in Eukaryota, Viridiplantae, Streptophyta, Magnoliopsida, Fabales, Fabaceae. The coding region runs from base 1 to 2151 and encodes 716 amino acids. The transcript is spliced from 8 exons. The record is from RefSeq and is a predicted model, not a curated record.